AUGUCACCGGUUAAAGUAACAUUUUUAUUUUCUAUUAUUUUUAUAAUUUUUACAUGCUAUCACAGUACCGUUAGUAAACCUUAUGAAGAAGAUAGAAUUGUUGGCGGAAAUUUUACUAAUAUUAAAUUAAUUCCUUAUAUUGUUUCCGUGACAAUGACAGACGAACUAAUUCAUAAUUGUGGCGGUUCUAUAAUUGAUUCUAACAUUAUACUGACAGCAGCUCAUUGUACCCAAUUUGAAGAACAACAUCUUAAAACAAUGAAAAUUCGUGCUGGUAGUAAAUAUUCUGACAAGGAUGGUGAGAUAAUAUCAGUAUCACAGAUUAUCGAUCACGAAUCAUAUGACAGUGUUUCUAAGGAUUUUGAUGUUUCAAUAUUAAUAUUAUCGGAAAACUUAGUUUAUACAGAUAGUAUACAGCCAAUUAAAUUAGCAGAUGAACGUUAUAAAUCUGGAACAAUAGCUAGAGUAAGUGGUUGGGGUUAUGAAUCACUUUUUGCUGAUGAUAUUUCUACAGAAUUAAAAACAGCUUUUGUACCAAUAACUAAUUGGAAAAAAUGUAAGAAAAAUUACGAACUGCUAACAGAAAAUCAACUUUGUGCUGGAAAAACAAACGGUGAUGACGCUUGUACUGCAGAUUCCGGUGGACCGUUGGUUGUAGAUGAUAAAUUAAUUGGAAUAGUAUCUUACGGGAAUGGAUGUGGUAUAGGUGGUGUCUAUACUGAUAUAUGUUCCUUGUACAAAUUUAAUUUAACACAUUAA
Messenger RNA from Condylostylus longicornis, 759 nucleotides. RefSeq names its product trypsin-1-like. Gene Ontology annotation, biological process: proteolysis. Bases 1 to 759 code for a protein of 252 amino acids. The transcript is spliced from 4 exons. NCBI's taxonomy places the organism in Eukaryota, Metazoa, Arthropoda, Insecta, Diptera, Dolichopodidae. The record is from RefSeq and is a predicted model, not a curated record. Gene Ontology annotation, molecular function: serine-type endopeptidase activity.